UUGAUAGGAAAUAAAAUAAAGUAUAAGUUUUAUACUCCUUUUUGUUCACAAAAAAUAGGAAAUAAAAUAAAAUAUAAAAGGUGAAAAGUUAUUUACAGAAAAGGGAAAAUAUUGGAAAUAGCGGGAAUAUGGCGGACACUUACAGUUUGAUAGGAGGCUUUUACUCUAAACCCUCUCCCCCUCUGCCUCCUUUUUUUCUCAAAACCCCAAAAUUACCCCUCCAUUUUCCAUCUAAAUCCAUGGCUGCCCACUUUCAUUGCUCCUCUAACCCUCGACCUUCCCAGCCCUCCUUACUCGUUUUCUCAGGUGGGACGGCAUUUAAUGGCGUUGUAGAAGAGCUUAAGAAGUUAACAGUUCGCGUUGCCCAUGUUCUUCCUGUUUCUGAUGAUGGAGGAAGUACUGCCGAGAUUGUUCGAGUUCUCGGUGGUCCUGCUGUUGGGGACAUAAGGUCAAGAUGUUUGAGAUUGGCUGAUGAAAGCACUUCCGAGGCUCUGGCUGUCCGAAGAUUGCUUGGUCAUCGUUUGCCUAUAAAUCCACAGCAAGCCAAGUCGGAAUGGUAUAAAAUUUUGGAAGGAGAACAUUCACUAUGGGAAGGUGUAUCAAAACCAUACAGGGAAACUAUUCGAGCAUUUCUGGCUUACUUUCAGAAUGAGAUUCUGAGAAGGCCUAAUGAAUCGUUCUGUUUCAGUAAUGGAAGCAUUGGGAAUUUUUUCUUUGCAGGAGCACGUAUAUUUUUUCAGUCCUUAGAUGCUGCAAUUUUUUUGUUUUCACGUGUUUCAGAUAUUCCCGCAGAAAGUUUGGUCCUCCCAGUCAUUUCGACCAAUGACAGGCUCACUUUAGGAUGUGAAUUAUGGGAUGGGACAAUCAUACGAGGCCAGAAUGAAAUUUCCCAUCCAACCAACAUCAUUGGACCAGUAGAUAAGGGAAGAUCAUCAGUUCCAGCUCUUCCUUCAAGAAUAAAAAGGGUAUUCUACAUGUCAAGUGAGGGAACAAAUUCACUGCAUGAGGUCUUUCCAACUGUAAACCAAGCUGUUCUGGAUCAGUUGUCAAAUGUGGACUGUAUAGUUUAUGCUAUGGGGUCUCUCUUCACUUCCCUAUGCCCAUCAUUGGUACUUCUGUUGAAUGGUUCUCAUGAUCGAGAGACAAGUGGCUUCUCUGCAUCAUCCUUUGUUACUGCUAUUACAGAUGCUCUGAAUCGUACUUAUGGAAAUUCUCAUAAUUGUUUAAGAAACCUUUUCAUGUCUUUGUGCAGCCAAGUCAGUAUAUCAAUACCCUUCUGGUGCCCAAAGAUGGUGAAAUUCCCAUAGACAUCCAAAGUUUAUCUUCACAAGGAAUCUUUGACGUGGUCAUUGUUAACUCCAUGCAUGACCCAAAAGUGGGCACAAUUUUUGAUCCAGUCUCAUUGAUAAAUGCUCUUGGCAAUGUGGUGAGUAGAUAUAUGAGGACAAAGGAUUAAUUAAAACUCGAACGUAUAAUUGGUUUCACGAAGAGCAGCAUACUUUUGUGAGUCUAGAAAUCAUUCUAUCGGAUUCAUCUGAAGUAUGUAGAAUGUGAAAAUUAUACUUCCAACAACCUAUGUCAAAUAACUUUCACAUGCCUUCCACCCCCCCCCCCCUCAAAUCUAAAUGUGCAAUUUCUCUUCUUACUGAGAUUAAUAUUUCUAAGAUGGGUUAUCAACAGUUGGAAUCUUCCAUUGCUGUAUUUAUUGAAAUGUAAUUACUAAGUCAAGAUAUUUGCAUA
Molecule: messenger RNA, 1740 nt
Organism: Gossypium raimondii (Peruvian cotton)
Lineage: Eukaryota; Viridiplantae; Streptophyta; Magnoliopsida; Malvales; Malvaceae
Exons: 12
Coding region: 129-1307 (392 amino acids)
Molecular function (GO): LPPG:FO 2-phospho-L-lactate transferase activity
Source: RefSeq, a predicted model, not a curated record